CAACGUCUUUUCACUUAUUGCUAUUAAUGGCGCUUCCGAACUCACAGACCUUACUAUUCCGGUAACUUUGUUGGAAAAUUUCAUCAUUCUAUCUCUCUCCCUCUCCCUCUCUAGUUGUUUUCUGGAGCUUCAUUCUACUCUAAUCUUCUCUACAACUCACCCGCUGGGAAAGUUCUUCUCCGGCGGUAGUACUUCCAGUUCAAAAAUGGCCGAACAAUUUUCGAGCUCCGUUGAGUUCGGACUGAGGCUCUCGAAGCGAAUUUUCUACGGCAAAGGGUCGCUUUCCGCUCCGAUACCGGAGCCGGCGAUAUCCAAGACUACGGACGUGUAUAUACCGACCGCACCGAUGUGUUACGCGGUGGUACCGGAACCCGAUAUAGUUGACAAUCCGGAUAUUCGGACUUACCAGCCGUACGUGCACGGCCGGUGUGAACCGCCGGCGUUGAUCCCACUACACAUGCACGGAGUAGCCGUGGAAAUUGAGUGUUCCCUGGAUACGGCAUUUGUUACAGUUAGCGGAACAUGGCGCGUCCAUUGUGUAAGAUCGAGUAAAAUUUGUGAUUGCCGGAUUGCUAUACCAAUGGGAGAACAGGGUUCACUUCUAGGUCUUGAGGUUGAUGAUAGUGGAAUAUCUUAUCAAACUGAAGUUAUCACUCCAAAAGAUGAAGGAGAUGUAGGGAAAGCAGCUAAGGCAAAAGAUGGAUAUUUCUUGAAAAGCCAAAUAUACACUGUCAAGAUUCCACAGGUUAGGGGAGGCUCUCGUCUUUCAAUAAAAAUCAGAUGGUGUCAGAAAUUGCUAUAUCAUGAUGACCAGCUCUCAGUUCGUGUACCUUUUAGUUUUCCUUCAUACGUCACUCCAGUGGAGAAGAAAAGUUCAAAGAAAGAGAAGAUUUUUUUGAAAGUACACUCUGGUCUCGCAGCUGAACUGUUAUGCAAAAGCAGCAGCCAUCCUGUUAAGGAACUAACUCACCAAUUUGGCAAGUUGAGUUUCUCAUAUGAAGCAGAAGUGCCGGCAUGGUCAACUACAGACUUCAGUUUUUCAUAUGCGGUUUCUUCAGCUGACAUAUCUGGUGGCAUGCUCUUACAAUCACCAUUCCUCCGUGAUGUUGACCAAAGAGAGAUAUUUUGCUUGCAUCUUUACCCUGGAAAUAGUCGAAAUAGGAAGACUUUCCGAAGGGAUGUGGUAUUUGUCAUAGAUAUAAGUGCAAGCAUGAGAGGGAGUCCGCUUGAAAAUGCAAAGAAUGCACUUCUGGCAUCACUUUCUCAGCUAAAUGCCCAGGAUACAUUCAAUAUUGUAGCUUUUAAUGAGGACUUCUACUUGUUCUCAUCAUCAAUGGAACCUGCAACAGAAGGAGCAAUGUUAAAUGCUACCCAAUGGAUUGAUACUUCGUUUAUUGCCAAAGGUGGUACAAACAUAUUGCUUCCCCUAACUCAGGCAAUGAAGCUAUUUCAGAAAACUACUGAUUCAAUCCCUCUCAUUUUUCUGGUUACUGAUGGAGCUGUUGAAAAUGAAAGAGAGGUCUGCAAUCUUGUUAAAAGCUACGUCACAAAUGGGCAAUCAAUUUGCACUCCUCGCAUGUGUACUUUUGGCAUAGGUUUAUAUUGUAAUCACUACUUUCUGCAAAUGCUAGCACAAAUUGGGAGGGGUCACUAUGACGCUGCUCUUGAUCUAGAUUCAAUUGACUUUCGAAUGCAGAGGUUAUUUAGAUCUGCUUCGACAAUCAUUGCUUCCAAUAUAAUGGUGGAAAGUUUAGAAGGUCUUGAUUCACUGGAGUUAUUUCCAUUUUAUAUUCCCGACCUUUCACUUGAAAGUCCGCUGAUUAUAUCAGGAAGAUAUGAUGGAACCUUUCCUGAUUCGAUUAAAGUAAAAGGUACUUUGGCAGAUAUGAGCAACUUUGAAGUGGACUUGAAAGUGCGAAGGGAAAAAGAUAUUCGACUUACAAAUGUACUUGCCAAAAGACAUAUAGAUUUUGUCACUGCUAAGGCAUGGUUAUUAGCAAGUAGAGAGCUGGAGGAGAAGGUUUCCAAAAUGAGCAUACAAAACAAAGUCCCCUCGGAAUACACCUGCACGGUUCUUGUGAAUGCUGAGAAGGAAAGGGGGAAGAAGGCACCACAACCAUUCCUGAUACAGAAGGCGUACAGCAGAAUUACCCAGCAGAAUGUGGAACUUGAAAGCCAGAGAAUAUUCCUAGGAGGGCUGAGUAUUGGAUUUGGUGACACCAAAGCAACAGCAGCGAACGCCCCGCCGGCACUAAAAGAAGCGAAACCUUCAGAAGGGCUGUUGGAGAAGGCUACUGCCACAUGUUGCAGUAAACUUGCUGAUACCUGCUGUUGCAUGUGCAUGCUCCGGGCUUGUUCUUUUAUGAAUGACCAGGCCUCUAUUGUCUGCACCCAGCUAUGUGCUGCUCUUGCUUGUUUCGAGAUAAUCAAAUGCUGCAUCGAGCUCUGCGAUUGUGAGUGCUUCGAGUGACACCAUUUACCAAGUUGAACUUGGGAGAAAAUCUCUGUAUCGUUCACAAUCAAUGUAUAAUAUAUUAUUGACAAUGUAUAUAUAUAUAUAUAUAUAUAUUGCUAUGUCGUCCGUACUCAGCUAUAUGAACUUCUUUUCUAUGACCUCAUUUCUUAUCCCUAUCUGUUAAUGGGGAGGAUCGUCCGGAAACAGGUAUGAGAACAAAUAGGUGACGUGCAAUGAAAGGAUGAUACGUCUCAACUAAGCUUCAAUUCAAACUA
Messenger RNA from Prosopis cineraria, 2730 nucleotides. RefSeq lists its product as uncharacterized. The record is from RefSeq and is a predicted model, not a curated record. Lineage: Eukaryota; Viridiplantae; Streptophyta; Magnoliopsida; Fabales; Fabaceae. Bases 206 to 2470 code for a protein of 754 amino acids. The transcript is spliced from 13 exons.